Messenger RNA from Hemiscyllium ocellatum (epaulette shark), 3285 nucleotides. RefSeq lists its product as uncharacterized. The transcript has a single exon. Lineage: Eukaryota; Metazoa; Chordata; Chondrichthyes; Orectolobiformes; Hemiscylliidae. The record is from RefSeq and is a predicted model, not a curated record. Gene Ontology annotation, molecular function: nucleic acid binding; RNA-DNA hybrid ribonuclease activity. Gene Ontology annotation, biological process: DNA integration.
AUGAUUCACUCUGGAUCCCAAAUGAUGUUAUCACCAGAUACGUCCCCAGGGGCAGAAGGGCAGUGGGCAGAUAUAUACUGGGGACUCCUUGAACCUGAGGACGGGCAGGAGAACGGCAUACAGUCUUUAUACAACCAAUGGCGACCCUGGGCUCAGAUGCUGCAGCCCUAUGCUCCCCCUGUAGAUCCCCUUCAUGUGACUCUAUUUUAUGACAGAGAUGCCAAUGAACUUUAUCAGCAUGCCUUCUAUCAACAUCUAGAAGGGACUCAGUGGGAUAUUUCAUCUAGUUGCAUUUUGCUAGGGAGAGAAGGUGUGGUGGGUGUUGUGGACUUAACUCCAGAACAGUUGGAAUGGUACGAGAUGUGGGAAGAAGCUAUACUGCAUGUUACCCUGGCUGUGCAUCCUGAAUAUCAGGCCAAAGAUCUGGGACCUAUGUCUAAACGCUUGAUGGAGUUAACUGAUUGGGGUUGGACACAAUUGCCUGGCUUACAAUAUUCGCCUUCGGUUGGGGCUUAUAGACUUAUACACAGAACAACUGACAAGGUGCUGUUGGAACAUCGGCAGAUUGAAAGGUUUCAUGGCAGGGAAAAAACAGACCAUCCACAGGCUGCAGAAAUGCUUGAUACAUUACCGGGUGCCUUGUGGUCAACAGGUUCGACGGACGUUGGUUACUGCAAAUACGCUGUACCAAUCACAUUCGAAUUAAUAGACCACACUCCGAUUUGGCAGAGACAAUACCCACACAAACCAGAGGCUGAAGCCGGCAUUGCUGAAACGAUUGAAGGAUUGGUAGCAGCAGGGGUGCUAGAACCCUCUCAGUCAGCCUGGAACACUCCUAUCUUACCUGUAGAGAAGCAGAAUACAGGCAAGUAUAGGAUGGCGCAUGAUCUUAGACGGAUCAACAGUAUCGUUUCUACUCCAACAAUUUCGGUCCCAAACCCCUACACUGCGAUGUCUGUGCUGACUCCUGACCAUAAGUGGUUCUCGUGCAUUGAUCUGGCCAACGCGUUUUUCUGCGUGCCCUUAGCUGAUCAUUUAAGGGACAUUUUUUCGUUCACCUAUAAAGGCCAGCAACUUCGUUGUACAAGGGUCCCUCAGGGGUUUAUUUUGUCACCUGGGGUGUUCAAUCAGGUACUGAAACAGCAGCUGAAGGACCUGAUGCUCCCAGACGGGGUAGUAUUGAUUCAAUAUGUGGAUGACAUUCUAUUGGCAGCACCCGACCAUGUUUCUUGUUUGGCGGCUACACACUCGUUGCUGCUUCUCCUGUAUAACGUCGGUUUCAAAGUUUCACGGGCCAAAUUGCAAUGCUGCAGACGAACGGUGUCUUUUUUGGGCAGAGUUAUUUCCACUAAGGGAACAGGUGUGUCCCCACCCCAUAGAUCUUCUAUUCUGCAUCAUGCCAAACCAGUCACUGUAAAAGACAUGCUCUCAUUUCUUGGGUUGACGGGAUACAGUAGAUAAUUUGUUCCCUCAUAUGGGGAGCUGACUUUUCCUCUGAGGGCCAUGGUAAAUGAGCAAGGCAUGAGAAAUUUGUCGGCACAUUUGCAGUGGACCACGGAGGCAGACGAAAGUUUCAUAUCCCUCAAACAGGCCCUAACGCGGGCUGCUGAUUUAGCGGUCCCGGAUUACAAAGAGCCAUUUUUCCUUGAUAUUUCUGAAAAAGCGCACACAAUAAAUGGUGUUCUUUUCCAAAGAAAAGGGGGAGGCAGGCAGGUGCUGAUGUAUGUAAGUGUUACCCUUGACCCAAUAGAGGACAGACACCCGCCAUGUACAAGACAUGCAGCAGGGGUAGCAAAAAUUCUCCAAAAGGUAGCACAUAUAGUCAUGGGCCAUUCACUAACAGUACUGACGACACAUAGUAUAGUGGCCUAUGUGAACUCAACAGCUUUUACAAUGACGCCACUGCGGCAGAUCAGGUUAGAAAGGAUCCUGAGUGCACCACAUAUAAGUUUUACACAUGAAGGAAUAAAUAUGGCUGAUAACAUAGGAGAGGGAGAACCACAUAUGUGCGAGGAAAGGGCACAGAGAGACGCCAAAGUAAGACCAGAUUUACAGGCAAUUCCAUUAAUAGAUCCAGAAGAAGUGUUGUUUACAGAUGGUUGCUGCUACAGACAUCCAACGGAAGGACUGAAAGCAGCCUAUGCAGUGGUGCGACAGACAAGUGAGGGAUUUGAAGAAGUAAUGACAGGAAAAAUGACAGGCAAAGAAUCAGCCCAAUGUGCUGAACUACAGGCAAUGAUAGCUGCGUUAGAAUGGUCAGAAGGAAAAAGAGUAAACAUUUACACCGAUUCUGCAUAUGUGGCAGGAGCCAUACAGGUAGAACUUAGCCAAUGGAUCAGAGCAGGAUUCUUAACAGCAGCAAAAACCCCAAUUAAACAUGAAAAAGAGAUGAGGAGAUUAGCUGUAGCCCUACUGAAACCUGCACAAGUGGCAGUGAUUAAGUGUAGAGGACAUGAUAAAACUGAUACAAUAGUAGCUAAGGGCAAUCAGGAAACAGACUUAGCAGCAAAAAAAGCAGCAGGAUACGUACCCCAGUACAUAAUGAUGCAAACAGAGAGAACAGUAUAUGACCUGCUGCCCGUCUGCGAUGCAAACGUGUUAAUAACAGAGCAGCAAAAAGCCUCUCCUCAUGAACUGACAGUAUGGAGAGAGAGAGGGGCCAUAGAGUCAGAAGGAAUUUGGAGGUCCCCGGACGGUAGACCAGUGCUACCCCCAGGUUUGAUAGCUUCCAUGCUCCAGGAAGCUCAUGGGUUGACACACUGUGGAAAGACGCAGAUGCUGAGGUAUCUGACACAUUGGUGGCAGCCGUACUUGCCAGCAAUGGUUGAAAAUUAUAUCAGAGAAUGUAAAACAUGUACAGAAUAUAAUGUAAAAGCAACAGUGAAACCACACGAGGGAAAAUUCCCUCUUCCAAGAAUGCCAGGUCAGGAAAUAGUGAUUGACUACACUGAUAUGAUAGAGAGAGUAAAUGGAUACAGGUACCUUUUGGUAGCAGUGGAUGCAUACACUGGUUGGCCAGAAGCGAUACCUGCGAAGAAGGAGGAUGCCAAGACAGUGAUCAAAUUUUUGAUAAACCCAUAUAUUCCAACACAUGGCUUUCCAAACAAAGUCAGGUCAGAUAAUGCCACACAUUUUAAGAAUGAAGACCUGCAAAAAGUAGAAGCAGCCUUAGGACUGAAACAUGCAUUUGGAACGGUGUACCAUCCUCAGUCACAGGGCAAAGUAGAGAGAAUGAACCAGUCCAUAAAGGGGAAAAUAGGAAAAGUGUGUGCACAAACGUGGUGA